UUCUUCAUCUCAGCUGAAACGCAAGGGCCAGCACAAUUCUUGUGCUGUUGGAAGGCUGAGUGGAACUGAAGUGGUGCUGAAGAUGGGUCCAGUAGGUGCAGAGGCAUAUGAGAACCAGACUGUAGAAGCGAAGGUGGAGCCCUAUGGGCCAGGGGACACCACUCCUAAAGGCGGACUGCCCCCUGAUCCGGAGCCGGAGCUCAUAGACAGCACCAAGCUGGUUGAGGUGCAGGUGGUCCUUAUAUUGGCCUAUUGCUCCAUCAUCUUGCUGGGGGUAGUCGGCAACUCCUUGGUAAUCCACGUGAUAAUCAAAUUCAAGAGCAUGCGCACAGUAACCAACUUUUUCAUUGCCAACCUAGCUGUGGCUGACCUUCUGGUGAAUACCCUGUGUCUACCAUUCACUCUUACUUACACCUUAAUGGGAGAGUGGAAAAUGGGUCCAGUCCUGUGCCAUUUGGUGCCCUAUGCUCAGGGUCUGGCAGUACAAGUGUCCACAAUAACGUUGACCGUCAUUGCUCUGGACCGCCAUCGCUGUAUUGUCUACCACCUGGAGAGCAAGAUCUCCAAGCAAAUCAGCUUUUUGAUUAUUGGUCUGGCCUGGGGCAUCAGUGCCCUGCUGGCAAGUCCCCUGGCUAUCUUCCGAGAGUACUCACUGAUUGAGAUCAUCCCUGACUUCGAGAUUGUGGCCUGUACUGAGAAGUGGCCUGGUGAAGAAAAGAGUAUAUACGGCACAGUCUACAGCCUCUCCACCUUACUAAUCUUGUAUGUUUUACCUCUGGGCAUCAUAUCUUUCUCCUAUGCCCGUAUCUGGAGUAAGCUGAAGAACCAUGUCAGCCCAGGAGCUGCAAGUGAUCAUUACCAUCAGCGAAGGCACAAAACAACCAAAAUGUUGGUGUGUGUGGUAGUGGUAUUUGCAGUCAGCUGGCUGCCCCUCCAUGCCUUCCAACUUGCUGUGGAUAUUGACAGCCAUGUCCUGGACUUGAAGGAAUAUAAACUCAUCUUCACAGUGUUCCACAUUAUCGCCAUGUGCUCCACCUUUGCCAACCCCCUUCUCUAUGGCUGGAUGAACAGCAACUACAGAAAGGCUUUCCUCUCCGCUUUCCAGUGUGAGCAGAGGUUGGAUGCCAUUCACUCAGAGGUGUCUAUGACCUUCAAAGCUAAGAAGAACCUGGAAGUCAAAAAGAACAAUGGCCCCACUGACUCUUUUUCGGAGGCUACCAAUGUCUAAGAAAAUAGGGGUGAAAGAACAUGGAUUGUGACCAGAGCUGCCAAUCUGGUUAUGAAAGGUGUUCUGACCAGUGCAUGCUGACUUCCCAUUGUGUUGACAAAAAGCAUGGGCAGUCUCAUUCCUGGAAAACUGGCUGGUAGAGCUGAGGUGAAAAUGAGCAAAUUACUAUGCUACAAUGGUUUGAUUACUGAUGCUUAGAUGGUAGGUUGAAUUAUGAGUAAAAGAGGGAAAUACUUUUG
Messenger RNA from Phodopus roborovskii (desert hamster), 1467 nucleotides. It is a transcript of the gene Npy2r, whose product is annotated as neuropeptide Y receptor Y2. Bases 83 to 1228 code for a protein of 381 amino acids. Gene Ontology annotation, biological process: G protein-coupled receptor signaling pathway. Lineage: Eukaryota; Metazoa; Chordata; Mammalia; Rodentia; Cricetidae. The record is from RefSeq and is a predicted model, not a curated record. Gene Ontology annotation, cellular component: membrane. Gene Ontology annotation, molecular function: neuropeptide Y receptor activity. The transcript is spliced from 2 exons.